AUACCACUCUUCACAUGAAAAAAAAAUUCAACCAAAAAAAUCAUCUCUCUCUAAAAAAAAAAAUGGAGCAAAAUAUGCCAAUAAUAGCAAAAAAAUUCUGGAGCGUAGUCCGAGUUCUCUACUUCAUGCUGAGAAAAGGCAUCUCCAAAGCCAAGCUAUUAUCCGAUCUCAGCACGAUGCUGAAGCGCGGCAAAAUCGCCGGAAAAGCCGCGAUCCACAACCUGAUCUUCCACCACGCCGCCGCCGUCACCGCCGCCGCCGCCCCUCGCCGCCGGGAUCCGAUAAACGAGUACGAGUUCAGCUGCAGCAGCAGCCCGGCCUUCUCCUUCCACCGCGGCAAGCCGCCGCCGCAGAUCGACGGCGAGAUGCUGGCGGCGGCGCUCGAGGUGUUCAGCAGCGCCGCCGCGUCGCCCGCGCUGCCAGGGUUCGGGCCGAGCCCGAUGGUGCGGCAGCUGCGGAUCACGGACUCGCCGUUCCCGCUGUGCGACGCCGGCGAGGACAAUCGCCACGUCGAUGAGGCGGCGGAGAGGUUUAUUGUGAAGUUUUACAGCGAUUUGAAGCGGCAGUGCUCCAAAUCGCCGUCGCCUUUCUCGUGAUUUGGGGAUUUAAUUAGGGUUUGUGUUUAUUGAUUUUUAUGAUUUCGUGCAUGGUGCUGUACAUGCAAUAAUGGUAAAGUAUUGGGGUAAAAAUGAAAAAAAAAAGUUACUACUC
This is a messenger RNA of Salvia hispanica, 711 nucleotides long. RefSeq lists its product as uncharacterized. The record is from RefSeq and is a predicted model, not a curated record. NCBI's taxonomy places the organism in Eukaryota, Viridiplantae, Streptophyta, Magnoliopsida, Lamiales, Lamiaceae.